AGGGGGAAUCAGAAGACGCCACUUUUAGUCUUGCCCCAUCACACGAGUGCGUUCCCAGUGAAAAUACCAGUUGAGGCGCAGCGGGUCUCGGCUGACCUCUCCAGCUCCCCAUGGUUCCGCUAUGGACGCAUCGAAAGCCAGCACCGACUCCAAAGCGGGCUUCGACCCGACCAAAGCACUUGUCAGUGACGGUUUAACUUUUCUCCCCAAUCACCAGGGAAAAGUGGGCUCAUACUCAGUGCAGACUUUUAAUGGGAGCCAAACUAUGAGCUGUCACGGCGCAGGAGACGCUGGCCCCGGCGUGGCGUCGACCAUCGGUCCCAGCGGCGGCGGCUCGGUGCUGUCCAAAGUGCAGCCCAGCAGCGUCAUCCAGACGCCGCUCGUGAACUCGGAGAGUGCCGCAGCCGGUCAGCCCGGGAGCCAGGCAGCAUCAGGACCCACCGUGACGCUCGUCAGGCAGCCCAUGCAAACAGCGGGGUCGGGUGCAACUUUGAACGGGAGCCCCGCCGCGGCAACAAAUCAGACGGCUCAAGCUCCGCCCGUGCACACCGGCCAGCCGGGCUGCUCUGCGUCUGUCAUCGCAGGCUCGCACAUUGUCACGGCAGAGCCCCCCACCACCAUCAUACAGUCAGCUCCGCAGCCCACCGGCACCAUCAGUGCCCCACGACCCCCGGUGAUGGCAGCUACUGGGGGGGCCAUACCCCAGAUGCUGACCCCGAGACUCCCCCAGCCGAACCCGGGACAGCCCAGCGUGCACAACUUUCAGCUCCACUCGGGGAUGGUGCUCAUGCACAGCAACAGUGGACAGCUGUUGAUGAUUCCUCACCAGGCUCUCGCCCAAUUGCAAGCGCAGGCACAGGGAGGCAUGGCGCCUCGGACCGCUACACCAAUGAACGUGUCCACAGGACAGGCUCCUGGAAACACAAUCAUCAGCCGACAUGUGUCUCCAAGCACCAUCAUCCGACAAAGCUGUCCAGCUGCAGCGCCGCUCUCUGCGACCACCACCCUUCACAGACCUCCUCUCCUGCCGGGCUCAGUUGGGGCCACGACACCAGGAAUCACCCCUCGGACCCUCAGCCAGACAACUGGGACCACAGUUACUUCAGUAACAGUGAGCAAAGAGACGUUGGAGCUUGUGAUGAAAUGUAAAAACUUCUUGUCUACACUGAUGAAGCUGGCGUCCAGUGGGAAGCAGUCCACAGAGACUGCAGCCAUCGUGAGAGAGCUGGUCAAAGACCUGCUGGAGGCCAAGCUGGAAGCUGAAGAAUUCACCAGCAGAUUGUACAAAGAACUCAAAUCUUCACCCCAACCAUAUCUCGUGCCUUUUCUAAAGAGAAGCCUCCCUGCUCUGAGGCAGCUCACACCAGACGCAGCAGCUUUCAUUCAGCAGAGUCAGCUUCCUCAGCCAGCCUCAGGUCCAAGUCCAGGUCCAGUCUCCUCUGCUUCAUCUCCCUCCACCACAAUGGUUCUGGGCAGCCCGGCCCCUCGCCUCACUGCUCCCAUCUGUAGGCCCCAGCUCCAGCCAGCCAUCAGCAACCCAGUACAGACGACGUCACUGGUUCUCCAGCCUCAGCAGCAAAGAGCAAUUUUGCGACCUCAGCUAACUCUACCAACAGCCUCCAUGAACGCUCUGAGAACUCAGGCUCCCGGUCGCAUCAUGGUGGGACAGCAACAGGUACAGCUGAAAGAGCUGCAGCCAGUUCCCUUGAGGCCGGAGGCGCCAGUUGUUUCCAAACAACUCUUUGGUGCAGCUUUGACCCAAGCUCAAAAGAUGAAGCUGAAAGAGGCGGGUGGCAUGUUCAAAGAUGAUGAUGACAUCAACGACGUGGCCUCCAUGGCUGGAGUAAACCUUUCAGAGGAAAGUGCUAAUAUCCUCGCCACCAACUCUGGACUUGUUGGCUCAGUGACACAUUCCUGUAAGGACGAGGCUUUUCUCUCCUGUGCCGUGCUGCAGAGGAGAAUGCUGGAGUUAGGUAGGAAGCACGGAGUAACGGAUCUGGGCAUGGAGGUCGUGAAUUAUGUCUCCUAUGUCACUCAGCAGAGACUCCAGAACCUGCUAGAAAAAGUGUCCCAAGUAGCUCAGCAGAAAAAUGUCAACUUCAAGGAGGAUGACAACUAUGAGCAGAUCAGUGACGUUCGGGCUCAGCUGAAGUUCUUUGAGCAGCUGGACCAGCUAGAGAAGCAGAGGAAGGAGGAGCAGGAGAGAGAAAUCCUCCUGAAGGCAGCUAAGUCUCGAGCUCGACAAGAGGAUCCAGAGCAGCUGCGUCUGAAGCAAAAGGCUAAAGAGAUGCAACAGCAGGAGUUGGCUCAGAUGAGACAAAGAGAGGCCAACCUGACAGCUUUGGCAGCCAUCGGCCCCAGGAAGAAGAGAAAGAACCUGGACUCUCCAUCUUCAUCUGCUUCAGCUGAGGGAUCAGGAACGGGUGCCUCUGUGACGGGCGGGGCUGGUUCAUCGGGGUCCAGACCCACUCGGCAGCGCAUCACCCGCGUCAAUCUCAGGGACCUGCUGUUCUGCUUGGAGGACGAGAGAUUCACCCGUCACUCCCAUUUCCUCUACAAGGGCUUUCUCAAAUAGACUUGAUGAUGUCAGGGAGAGGAGGACAAGGAGGAGCAGGUAGAGGAGUGGAGGGUAACGGUGUGUGUGGAGAAACCAAUUACUCCCUCCACAAAGAUUGUAAGCGGCUCCUUAAAGUGAAGAGGAGGACAUCAAGCAUCAACAAGAUAACAUGAACUAUACUUGAAGGCUUCUCUACCUCCCUCUUCAAAUAACGCCUAUUUUCCUUCAGAGCCAAUGUCCCUUUAUUUAACCCGAGCUACUGCUUCUUCAACAUGGUGCAAAGAUGAGUCGUGUUUUCUGACGAAGGUUUGUGUGUGUGUGUGUGAACAAAUGAUAUAAUGUACAACUCUGCACUGUUUUAUAUUUUAACCUACAGUAUGGCUUACUUUUUUGAAUAUUUGUAUGCAAAAUUUGUUUCAAAGCUACAAAAAUCACUUGUUUUAUUAGACCACCAGUUACAACCCCAAUUUAGAAGAAGUUGGAACAUUGUGCAAAUUUGCAGAUUUUAUAAAGUCAUAUUUUCCCCCACAAUGGAACAUAGUAA
Nematolebias whitei (Rio pearlfish) is the source of this 3101-nucleotide messenger RNA. RefSeq names its product transcription initiation factor TFIID subunit 4. NCBI's taxonomy places the organism in Eukaryota, Metazoa, Chordata, Actinopteri, Cyprinodontiformes, Rivulidae. The transcript has 15 exons. The coding region runs from base 122 to 2575 and encodes 817 amino acids. The record is from RefSeq and is a predicted model, not a curated record. Gene Ontology annotation, biological process: DNA-templated transcription; transcription initiation at RNA polymerase II promoter. Gene Ontology annotation, molecular function: DNA binding; RNA polymerase II general transcription initiation factor activity; protein heterodimerization activity. Gene Ontology annotation, cellular component: transcription factor TFIID complex.